CAGAAACAUCCAGGUAUUGUCCUGACCAGCGUGUGAUCAUAUAAGAGCUGACCAAUGGUUGGCUGUAACAGAGUGUCCACAACGACUCAUCUGGCGUUGGAUAUGACUAUUUCAUUUUAUUCAUAAAAGUGCUGCUGUUGAGGGUUGAUGAAAAUGAAGUGGACAUGGGUGCUGCUGCUCCUCGGGGGCUCUUUAGCGGGGAUCUGCUUAGGAUGGACAUACCACCACUCCAACACCACCAUGAACUGGAACCAGGCUCGGGAGUGGUGCAGGAACAGGUACUCGGACAUGGUGGUCAUCCAGAGCCAGGAUGAAAACGACAAGCUGGUCUCCUUUUUGCCAAACAAGAUCUCCAGCCCGUACUACUGGCUGGGACUCACCAGGACACACAAGGAUGGGAACUGGACAUGGAUAGGGAAUAACAGCACUUGGAUGGGCGAGGACUCGUGGGCGGAAAACGAGCCCAACAACAACCACAGCAUGGCCGUCUGUGUGGAGAUCUACGUCAACAACGGCACCAACCGAGGGAAAUGGAAUGAUGAGAAGUGCGGCCAGAAGAAAUAUGCAGUUUGCUAUCGAGCUCAGUGUAAUGCCACCAUAUGUGGCCGAGGACGAUGUCGGGAAGCUGUUAACAACUUCACCUGUCUAUGUGUGGCCGGCUUUGAGGGAGACAGGUGUCAAACAGCUAAACAGAGUCUCAAUGAUACCGUGUUGGCAGGAACUACUUUUCCAUCAGCCUCUUAUUCUUCUGCGCCCCCAGCUGUGGACUGCACCCCGCCGUCUCACCCUGAUGGAUACCUCAGCUGCGCAGAUGGGAACCAUACAGUUAACGCAACGUGUCAGUUCAAAUGUCACCAUGGCUUCCUGAUGAUCGGCUCGGCAGACGUCACCUGCGAAGCCACGGGGGUUUGGAGCAGCCCCACGGCAACUUGUGCAAGGUACAAGCCCAUCCUGAUGGCUGUAGCAGGUUGCUGCACUCUCACUGUUUGCUGUUGUUUCAUGUGUUUUUGUGGCCGAAAGAACAAAAGGAAAAAGCCAAGCAAAGAGAGACAGGACCGUCUAGUCAGCUGUCGACUUGAGGACGAACUGAUGUUUCCCUAAUAAGUAUACACGAUUUGGUUCCUCAUUGGACCCGCAACAUACUCUUGAUAUCCCAUGUUUCAUUGUUCAUAUUGUUGUUGCAGCUGGACUACCCAGCAUGCCUUGCAGGCCUUUGGAAAUAAGUUAUGUGUUAUGUUUAGCGCUUAUAUGUAGUUCUUGAUUUUUGUGAUGCGUUAACUAACUGUGGAUGUGUUUUGUUUUGUUGCCCCCCCUUCUGAAGAACAUGAGACAUUUAAUUUACUUGAACCCGUCUGUAAUUAGCACCUUUUAUUAUAUCAUUAAGCCAGCAGUCACUGUUAAAGUUAGGGUUGUUUUUCUUUACUAUAACUCAUCUAAAAAAGAUUUCAUAAUGCAUUUUUGUUGUAGGGUUUUAUCCAGUCAUCCACUUACCGUUUACCUCUCUGUAAAGUAAGUGGCGUUUUACCCCAUUUCGUCAUGCUAUGGUAUAGUCUCCCCUCAGUAUUCUACACAUGAAUAACAAAUUAUUUCAUGUUUCAGUCGCUCAUAGCAAUAAGUACUAAUGCACACGCUAUUAUGUAUGUUUAACUUUC
Molecule: messenger RNA, 1652 nt
Organism: Doryrhamphus excisus (bluestripe pipefish)
Lineage: Eukaryota; Metazoa; Chordata; Actinopteri; Syngnathiformes; Syngnathidae
Source: RefSeq, a predicted model, not a curated record